This is a messenger RNA of Microtus ochrogaster (prairie vole), 1561 nucleotides long. It is a transcript of the gene Cmbl, whose product is annotated as carboxymethylenebutenolidase homolog. The record is from RefSeq and is a predicted model, not a curated record. Lineage: Eukaryota; Metazoa; Chordata; Mammalia; Rodentia; Cricetidae. Gene Ontology annotation, molecular function: hydrolase activity.
UCCCCUCGCAAUUAGCUCCAGAGUGUCUGUCUCCCGCUGCCUGCCUCUUUCUUCACCACCAGACAAGACAGGGUCACUAGCCUAGGCUGGCCUCAAGUUCCCGAAGUAGCAAAGGACAACCCCCUAACUUCUUGCUCUCCAUCCCGAAGUGCUCAGAUUACAGCCUGACAUCAAGACCCCAAUGGCUAACGAAGCUAACCCCUGUCCGUGUGACAUUGGUCACAAGCUAGAGUAUGGUGGCAUGGGCCAGGAAGUUCAGGUCGAGCACAUCAAGGCAUACAUCACCAAGUCCCCCGAGGAUACAGGUAAAGCUGUGAUUGUCGUCCAGGAUAUAUAUGGCUGGCAGCUGCCCAACACCCGGUAUAUGGCCGACAUGAUUGCUGGAAAUGGAUACACAACCAUUGUCCCAGACUUCUUUGUGGGGCGAGAACCAUGGGACCCAGCUGCUGACUGGUCCACCUUCCCUGAGUGGAUAAAAUCAAGAAGUGCCAGAGAAGUCAAUCGAGAGGUAGAGGCUGUCCUGAGGUAUCUGAAACAAAAGUGUCACUCCCAGAAGAUUGGCAUUGUAGGCUUCUGCUGGGGGGGUGCCGUUGUGCACCACGUGAUGCUGAGAUACCCGGAAGUCAGGGCUGGGGUGUCUGUUUAUGGCAUCAUCAAAGACAGUGAAGAUGUUUAUAAUUUGAAGAACCCGACGUUGUUCAUUUUUGCGGAAAAUGAUGCCGUGAUCCCACUUGAGCAGGUCUCCGUGCUGACUCAGAAACUGAAAAAACACUGCAUAGUUAAUUACCAAGUUAAAACAUUUUCUGGGCAAACUCAUGGCUUUGUGCAUCGGAAGAGAGAAGACUGUUCCCCUGCCGACAAGCCCUACAUUGAGGAGGCGAGGAGGAAUCUCAUCGAGUGGUUCAACAAGUACAUGUAACAAACAGUACUCAAGCAUAAGGCAGCUGUCAUUCAGAUUUUCCUGGGAAUAAUUAGCCAUCUGAUUUCUUACUUUACAUAAAAUAUAGGGAUCUUCAAAUUCUUCUGAAACACAAAUACAAAAGAAACUAAACUAAAAAAAUAUUCAAUAUGCAAUAGAAAAAAAUUUUUUCUUUUGGUUUUUUUGAGACAGGGUUUCUCUGUGUAGCUUUGGAGCCUUUCCUGGUCUUGUAGACCAGGCUGGCCUCAAACAGAGGUCUACCUGCCUCUACCUCCCGAUUGCUUGGACUAAAAGUGUAUAUCACCACUGCCCGGCACAAUAGAAAUUUUCAAUAAAUGCUCGGUACCUGAAGAACUCAAAUGAUGGUGUAACUGUAGUUAUUAGGGAGAAUCUGGGUCCAUUCAGGGAGCAGCUACGUUUUCAGACAUGGCCUUAUGUUGUUAAUUGGAACUCUGUUAAAACAAUUCAUGUGCAAAGCCAGAAAUAUGAUGAGUUACCAACUAGGUGACCGUUUAACCCUCCCCAAUGCUAUGGGCUUUGGGGAAGCUCAAUGCCUCCCAUAUGCACUUCAGUGUGAGCAGUGUGGAUUCUGUUCCCAGAGGCCCAAUUAUUCAACCUAAUAAACUGAUGUUUUUAACUUUA